Molecule: messenger RNA, 1476 nt
Organism: Camellia sinensis
Lineage: Eukaryota; Viridiplantae; Streptophyta; Magnoliopsida; Ericales; Theaceae
Source: RefSeq, a predicted model, not a curated record
AUGGUAGGAAUUACUAGUCAAGAUACAGUAAUUGCACUCAUCUCAGAAAGUACUCAGAAUGUUGCAACCAUUAUUCCAGAUGUCAAAGUGGUUGCAUUGAGCAAUGCUCCACAAAAUCUGGAGUUAACAUCUCCUGAUAUUCAAAAAGAUAUUGUAAAUGUGACCACAUUUGAAACUAUCAAUGUGAUUAUUAGAGAUCUUGGUGAUGCACUUUUUUCUAUUUUGAUUGAUGAAGCCCAUAACAUAUCAAUCAAGGAGCAAAUGGCAGUUGUAAUACGAUAUGUUAACAAAAAAGGCCAAAUGAUUGAGCGCUUUUUGGGUAUUGAGCAUGUUGCUAAUACGAAUGCUCUCUCACUCAAACAAGCUGUGGAAAAUUUAUUCUCCAAACUUGGAUUGAGUAUUUCUAGAUUGCGGGGUCAAGGAUAUGAUGGGGCUAGUAAUAUGCAAGCCAUGACAAAGAAUCAUGAUCAAAUUGCUUUACUUUUCACUUUGGUUUCUAAUGUGGUGAAUGUUGUUAGAGCAUCAUUGAUUGAUGUACUUGAAAUGAUUUCGGAGGAUGGUUCAAAUUCAGAACAACGAGCAGAAGCAAAUGUAUUGUUGGACUCAAUUCAAUCAUUUGAGUUUGUAUUCAACCUUCAUUUGAUGAAAGCGAUAUUGGCUAUUAGAAGUGAGUUAUCGCAAGAAAAACAAAAGAAAGAUCAAGAUAUUGUUAAUGCCAUGAAUUUAGUUCAAAUUUCUAAAGUACGGCUCCAAAAGAUGAGGGAGAGUGGGAGGACAUCUUUACUUGAUGAUAUUUUGUCUUUUUGUGAAAAGCAUGAAAUUGAUGUUCCGCAAAUGGAUGAUGUGUUUGUAGCUCGAGGGAGAAAAAGGCGCAAUGCUCAAGAAAUUACAAACUUACAUCACUAUCACGCUGAGUUAUUCUACACUAUUUUGGAUAUGCAAAUUCAAGAACUAAAUGCUUGUUUCACUGAGUCGAACACUGAGUUGUUACUUUGUGUGACAUGUUUGAAUCCGUUUAACUCUUUCUCUAGUUUUGACAAGAAAAAGUUAAUUCAUCUCAUCGAAUUUUAUCCCCAAGAACUUUCUUUAGUGGAGCUCUUGGUAGUUAAUGAUCAACUUAAUACAUAUAUUAUCGACAUGCUAUCCAGUAGUGAGUCAUCAAGGUUGAAUGGAAUUGCCAAUCUUGCUAAGAAAAUGGUGGAGACUGGAAGAGAUAAAAUAUAUCCAUUGGUGUAUUUGCUCUUGACUUUAGUAUUAAUCUUGCCUGUAGCAACUGCUACUGUUGAGAGGGUAUUUUUAGCUAUGACUAUUGUGAAGAAUCGGUUGUGGAACCGAAUGGGUGAUGAAUGGAUAAAUGAUAACUUGGUUGUCUACAUUGAGAGAGAGAUUUUUGAUGUCAUUGACAAUGAUACUAUCAUGGAAAGAUUUCAAAAGAUGAAAGAUGAAAACUCGUUGGGGUUAAUUGUAAAAGUUUAA